Molecule: messenger RNA, 1537 nt
Organism: Cucurbita pepo subsp. pepo (vegetable marrow)
Lineage: Eukaryota; Viridiplantae; Streptophyta; Magnoliopsida; Cucurbitales; Cucurbitaceae
Source: RefSeq, a predicted model, not a curated record
UAAAACCGCCAUUUUCGAUUGGACUUCUCUGCAAAUUUUUGGCGAUGGAUGAAAGUUAAAUUUAGCGGAAGAGAAAGCUUUGCUUCAAUCAUUCAUAUUGCCUUCUCUUGAAUUAAACCCUAAGCCUUUCUCUCCGCCAAUAAAAUCCCGCCGGAUUCCCGAUUUUUUCAUCAUCGGAACUCUGCUUCUGAAUCUGGAUCCGCCAUGGCGAUUUCUUUCACCAAAUUCUUCGCCAUUCCGUUGAUGCUCACAAUGUGUUCGACGAUUUGCCGCUGUGGAAGUUCCAGUGUUUUUCAUUAUCCGGCGGUGUUCAAUUUCGGCGACUCGAACUCCGAUACCGGCGAGCUUCUCGCCGGCAAGGGAUUCCGCCUCCCCCUGCCUUAUGGAGAAACUUACUUCCAGAGCCCCUCGUCUGGAAGGUUCUGCAAUGGCCGCCUCAUCGUUGAUUUUCUCAUGGAAGCAAUGGGGAAGCCACAUUUGAGGGCGUAUUUGGAGUCAGUGGGGAGGCCAAGUUUCAGAAAAGGGUGCAAUUACGCGGCUGGUGGUUCCACUGUUCUUCCUGCAACUGCUGCAUCUAUUAGCCCCUUUGCCUUUGGGGUUCAGCUCAACCAGUUCCUCCAUUUCAAAGAUAGGGUUCUUCGGCUUCGAGCCAAAGGUAAUAAAAAAGUGAACAAGUUGCUACCGGUAGAAAAGUCGUUCAAGAAGGGGGUUUACAUGUUUGAUAUAGGGCAGAAUGACCUUACUGCUGCAUUUUACUCCAAAACUCCUUUGGAUCAAGCAAUACCCACCAUUUUAACUGAGUUUCAGACUGGCCUUCAGAGACUGUACGAGAAUGGGGCGAGACAUUUUUGGAUCCACAACACGGGUCCUCUAGGGUGCUUGGCUCAAAAUAUUGCUACUUUUGGCACUGACCCAUCAAAGCUCGAUGAAUUUGGAUGCCUCAUUUCACACAACCAAGCUGCAAACCUCUUUAAUUCACAGCUCCAUGCUCUUUGUAAAACGUUACAAAGCCAAUAUGUCGAUGCAACCGUCACAUACAUCGACAUCUACGCGAUAAAAUUCAAUCUCGUCGCAAAUUAUUCCCAACUAGGUUUUGAACAACCUAUUAUGACUUGCUGUGGCUAUGGAGGUCCUCCGCUCAACUACGACAAUCGAAUCACCUGUGGGCUAACGAAGACGUUGGACGGGAAGGUCGUCACAGCAAAAGGGUGCAACGAUAGCUCGAAGUAUGUCAACUGGGAUGGAACUCAUUACACCGAGGCUGCAAACGAGUAUGUUUCAUCUCAAAUACUCACCGAAAAAUAUUCUGAUCCACCCUUCUCGUUGGAUCACAAAAGGCCUUUCUUUCUCAAGUUCUAAAUCCUAAUUUUUAUCUCACAUCUUUAAUAACACAGUUCGUGUAUGUUUAUAUGGUAACAAUAACUCAAUUGUCGAUUCGAAACUAUGAUCCCGUUACUGUGGCAGCUUCAAUGAGGACGGUUAUAAUAGAAAAUAUUCGAUGAUAAUGUAAUAAUCUAUGUAUGAACAAUUUAAAUGA